This is a messenger RNA of Paramecium octaurelia, 540 nucleotides long. NCBI's taxonomy places the organism in Eukaryota, Ciliophora, Oligohymenophorea, Peniculida, Parameciidae. The record is from the annotation of a GenBank genome assembly.
AAUGAACUCUAAUCCUCCUCCAGUGAUCAUUUUGUAUAGGUAGAGUCUUAAUGUAAUUUAAUUUAACUUACACAAUAGGAUCCAGACAAGAAGAAUUUCAGCAAGUUGUGGUAGUAAGAACCGAUUGAAGUGAAAGAAGUAUGAAAUUAUUAUGAUGAGUGAAUAGUUUUUUUCAAAUUUAUUUCAGGCUUUGAAAUAUUCUAAAGACGGUAUGGCUCAUACGAUUUUUGAAAUGGAGACUAGUGAUUCCCAUUCUGAGAUUUCAGAGAUUAAUUGGAAAAAUUAAGGAUUUAUCAGUGAAUAGAGUAAUUCUAUGUAAGAAUUGCUAAAUAUUUUGGAAAUAGAGAAAUUACCAAUACAGUCUGCUUUUUUGGAGAACAAUUCAAUAAAUUCAAUAGCGUAUGAUAUAAUUUAAAAGGUUAGAUAAUUGUGUGAAAGAAUGAAAACUUUGAAUAUCAACGAAGAAUUGAGUCACAAAAUAAAUGAUAGCUUUCUCAAGAUUUAAAAACUUCGUAAGUGAAAAAUAAACAUUGAUUUUUG